This is a messenger RNA of Cynara cardunculus var. scolymus (artichoke), 973 nucleotides long. RefSeq names its product probable (S)-N-methylcoclaurine 3'-hydroxylase isozyme 2. The transcript is spliced from 2 exons. Gene Ontology annotation, molecular function: monooxygenase activity; iron ion binding; heme binding. NCBI's taxonomy places the organism in Eukaryota, Viridiplantae, Streptophyta, Magnoliopsida, Asterales, Asteraceae. Bases 32 to 973 code for a protein of 313 amino acids. The record is from RefSeq and is a predicted model, not a curated record.
UAUAACCGUAUACCUCUCAAAAGCACUCUUCAUGGAUAUCACAAGUUUUCUCGUACAUAAUAAUCUCUCGGCCCCUCUCUUCGUUCUAUCAACGAUCUUCUUUCUCUUACUUGUUGUCAGACUAGCCAAACCAACACCCUCAAAGAAUCUCCCACCAGGUCCACCAAGGUUGCCAAUCAUCGGAAACCUACAUCAGGUAGGGGAUAGACCUCACGUCUCUACUGCCAAAUUUGCUAAUCAAUACGGCCCUCUUAUAUCUCUCCGCUUAGGCAAGCAACUUCUUGUGGUUGCCUCUUCACCRGAUGCAKCCAUGGAAAUUCUUAAAACUCAAGAUCGUUUUCUUUCCUCACGUGUUGUGCCUACUGCAUUUCAACAGRCAUCCCUAAUACCUCACUCCCUCAUUUGGUCAGACUGCAAUCACACCUGGAAAAACUUAAGAACCCUUUGCCGAACCGAGAUGUUCUCGGCGAAAGCAUUAGAAUCCCARUCURGAUUACGKGAUGAAAAAUUAGGCSKGUUGUUGGAUUUCUUGCAUGGAAAGCAAGGACAAGUGAUCAACGUGGAGGAUGUAGUUUUUACUACAUUGUUCAACACWUUGAGUUCCAUYAUCUUUGCAAGAGAUUUCCUUGAUUUGAAAGAUGAACGKGGCAGUCRUGAUGGGYUAAAAGAGUCGCUACAUAAAAUCAUUGAGUAUGGAGGGAUUAUAAAAGACUUGGGUUCUUUUUUCCCAAUAUUUGAGAGAUUUGAUCUUCAAGGAAUAAGAAAAGGAACCAUGAAACAAUAUAAAAAGACAUUUGCUUAUUGGGAGGAUAUCGUAGAGGAAAGAAGAAAAGAGUUUCAGUUCUUGAAACUACUUGCCGAUCUCAAAACCACUUCUCUUAAACGAAGACAUGAUGACCAGAAGGAUCCUGAUCACCGUGAGGGGGAGAUCAAAAAGCAAAAGUGGCUGCGUUUUCGAGAGCUCAAGGGGUAG